Humulus lupulus (European hop) is the source of this 1050-nucleotide messenger RNA. RefSeq lists its product as uncharacterized. The record is from RefSeq and is a predicted model, not a curated record. The transcript has a single exon. NCBI's taxonomy places the organism in Eukaryota, Viridiplantae, Streptophyta, Magnoliopsida, Rosales, Cannabaceae. Bases 1 to 1050 code for a protein of 349 amino acids.
AUGGAGAGUCACAAUAUACUUAGUUGGAAGGUAAGGGGUAUUAAUAAGAGGGAGAAACAGAAAUCCCUGAGUUUGUUUUGUUUUGUGAAUAACUUCGGGUUAGGAGCUUUGUUAGAAACUAAACUGCGUGGUGAUAAAAUUGAGAAAAUGAUGCAUUCUUUUUUCGGUGGUUGGAAUUAUUUUUCAGGUACAGCAUCUGAAGGUAGGAUCCUUCUUAUUUGGCAGAGACAGAGUAUCUCUGUUGAGGUUUUGAAGGAAAGUGACCAGUUAGUUCAUGUCCUUAUGGAAGAAGUGAUAUCUAAUAAGCAGAGUUGUGUUACCUUUGUGUAUGGUAGGAAUUAUAUUGAGGAAAGAAAGCAGAUGUGGGAGGAUCUUUCUGUUCUGUAUUUUCCAGCCACUCCUUGGCUUGUGGCUGGUGAUUUUAAUGCAGUUUUUGAGUAUACAGACAGAGUUGGUGGCCGUAGUAUCACUGCUAUGGAAUUGAUGGAUGCUCAAAAUUGGAGAGAAUUGGGGUUGGUUGAUGAGAUGCGCUCUAGAGGUUCUCAUUUCACUUGGACUAACAAGCAAGCUAAUGAGGACAGAAUAUACUCUAAGUUGGACAGAAUUUUCAUAAAUGAAGCUUGGUUUGAUUUAUAUCCUCAUGCUGAAGCAGUUGUUAACUGGGAGUUAUUUUCGGAUCAUUGUUUCUGUGUUAUUAAAUCAGGAGCUACUGUGAACUGUGGUGUUAAACCCUUUCGAUUUUUUAAUAUGUGGACUGACCAUGAGAAGUUUACUGAGUUAGUGUUGCAGAGCUGGUGCAAGCUGUGUAAAGGUUCUGGUUUAGAGAGAAUUGUUCAGAAAUUGGGGAGACUCGAGCAGGUUCUGCGCAAGUUUAAUAAAAAUGUUGUGGGAGAUGUGGUUCAGAAUUACAAUACAGCUAAGGAAAACUACCAAAAUGCUCAAUUGUCUCUUCAAACUGACCCUCACUCUACUGUUCUGCAAAGAGAGGAGCGAGUUGCUGGUGAGUUAUUUGCCACUCAUGCUAGAAUAUAUGACAGUUUUCUGAGAUAG